CAAAAUUUCAUCCUUAUGCACCGGUUAAUUUGUACACUGAAAAACAAAGACUACAACAAAACAGCAUGGAUGACCUCAUCGCCUUAUAUCAUGUUAACCUAACAUGAGAGCUCAUCAGUUGAUACGACGUAUCGUUCUCCGAAGCAUGGAUUUGCGUGACCAAAUGCCUUUCGACCAAUCAUCCGGUUCAUCGUUGAUCCGUUUGAUUAACUACCUUGCCUUGACCUACCUAUCGAAUUACCAUUCCGUUUGCGUAGUAAAAACCAGCGCGGAGUUUAUACUAAUCGACGUUGACAUUCCUAUCAUGGUCAUGACCGUCGACGCACAAUUCAACACAACCUUCCGAAGGGGGGUCGAAGGCGGAUGCCAAGCAUUUAUCGUUCAACAGCAUGCUGCUUUGUGGUCGUUUUUGGACGUGUUUCCGGAUGCUCAUGACUAUUCGGAUCAACGAUCGGCUGCAAAGAAAUUAAUUGUUUUGUUGGACGAUCUGAGUCCUGAAACAUCUGAGCGGCUUUGUGCUCAUUUGACUAUUCGAGAUCUUCCUGAUAUGUUGAUAGUCCUGUCAAAGGAAGAAGAUGACCUUUUUGAGUUCUUCACGACUGAAAUUACGGGUGAUGGCACAAGAGGAACGGUGACUGUUCGCAUACAGCCUGUGUCACCGCCCAACUACUUUCCAGAAAAGCACCAAAACAUGAACGGAAUGCCGAUACGGUUUCAAACCGUGAUGUAUCCACCGUUCGUUUACUAUGCGGAAACAACUCCUGAGAAAGCGAACGCCAGGAAAGAUCCUCGUUAUUAUACAGACAACAACCCUGUGUUCAUCGAUGGAACUGAACCACUUCUUCUGGUAGAGUUCUGCCAGCGGAAAAAUUGCACAAUUGACGCUUAUUUUGAUGAGACCUACCUGUGGGGUGAUGUUACUGAGAAUAGAACUGCCAACGGAGUUUUAGGGGCAGUUGCUACCCGGCAGGCCGACUUCGCUGUAUCGGCAAUAUACUAUUGGCCACAUCCGUAUCGGUUCGCCACUUAUACCGGAGACAUCAGCCGAUCCGGCCUCACUGUACUGGUACCGAAACCUUCAGCAGUUGCCCCUUGGCGAACGCCAUUUCUGUCAUUUUCCAAGCAUCUCUGGAUAGCCGUAGGAGUUGCGUUCUGCGCUGGAGUCACUGCCGUAUGGCUGCUCGAUAAAGGUCGCUCGCACAUUAAGGACUCUGCAGCAGGUAAACGGAUGAGCCUCAGCGAUGCGUUGCUCUCCAUGAUUGGAUUCUACAUGGAACAGACUGUCUUCAUGAGACGAGACCUGGUGGCAUGUGUAUUUUUGUCGACUUCACUGUUGUUCGCUGGAUUCAUGGUGGGUAAUCUAUACGGAGCAGGGCUGGCUGGGGUCAUGACUAUUCCGCAAUUUGAAGCUGCAAUCGAAACGGGCCGGGACCUGGCAAAGAAGGGUUUAACCUUCGUGGGCAACGACUGGGCUUGGAUGUUUGCCCUGAGACCUUCACCGUUGGCAUACGUUCAGAAAAUUGUUCGACAAUACAAAGUGGUCGAUGAUGCGUUCAUGGUGCAGCACCGAAACAUGCGAGACAUCGGAUACGUAGCGGAGAAAACGGAGUUCGGCCAUGUUGGUCCGGUUGAUUUUCUAGAUGUUCAAUCCUCGGAUAACUACCAACUUUUGAAGGAAGAUCUGGCCUGGCAGUACUGUACGGCAGUUGUGACCAAGACUUGCCCUUUUAAGCAUAGCUUUAACGACCUACUGAUCAACAUUCGUCAAUCCGGAAUACAAUACUACUGGGAAACAAUGGUUGUGAAUCGCUAUCUCAGUAUGGCAAUUCAGCAGAAAAUACUUGAGUCGGACCUGCAGGAAACAAGUCAGGAUGCUGUCAUACUAACCGUAUCGCAUUUCAUUGGAGCGUUCCUGGUUCUAGGAUUUGGAUUCGCGUGUGCAGUCACCGUUUUUAUUUUGGAAAACUUGUAUGCUGCAAUGCAUAAUAGAAACAGAUCUUGGUUUGAUAUCUCGAGACCAUUAUUUGUCUGUAAGAAAUUUGUAAUUGAUGGAGAACUGAAAUAACAAUUAAUGCAGCAAACAUGUUUACUCGCAAAAAUAAAUUCCAUUUCCGUUUGAAAAGUUCCUAUAAUUACUAGUUAUUGUUAUCCUACAGAAAUCAUUGUUAGUUACCAAAUGCAAUCAAAUAAAACUAAAGCUACGCUUCGAAUAAUAAGAUCAGAUAAAAUCAGAAA
Messenger RNA from Aedes albopictus (Asian tiger mosquito), 2235 nucleotides. RefSeq names its product glutamate receptor-like. The record is from RefSeq and is a predicted model, not a curated record. Bases 104 to 2065 code for a protein of 653 amino acids. Gene Ontology annotation, molecular function: ligand-gated monoatomic ion channel activity. Gene Ontology annotation, cellular component: membrane. The transcript has 7 exons. NCBI's taxonomy places the organism in Eukaryota, Metazoa, Arthropoda, Insecta, Diptera, Culicidae.